This is a messenger RNA of Penaeus monodon (black tiger shrimp), 1881 nucleotides long. RefSeq names its product zwei Ig domain protein zig-8-like. Bases 821 to 1783 code for a protein of 320 amino acids. Gene Ontology annotation, cellular component: neuron projection membrane. The transcript has 7 exons. Lineage: Eukaryota; Metazoa; Arthropoda; Malacostraca; Decapoda; Penaeidae. Gene Ontology annotation, biological process: synapse organization. The record is from RefSeq and is a predicted model, not a curated record.
GUGAGAAGGGAGGACGCGAUUGCCUCUGCGUUACGGUGCCACGGGCUUUUGGACUCGCACGGUGAACUUUAGUAUUGCGAACUCAAAACCCCUUUCGUUGAUUUUAUCUCGUCUUUUGUGGAAGACCAAUUAUGCCCUCAAGAUCAUGGCGCUCUGCGUCACUGGAGGCGCCGUGACGCACGCUCUCGCCAGGCCCUUUGCAACAUUUGCAAUGCCUUGCAACACGUCUUCUCACAGCGCCGAUGAAGUCUUAGCUGUGGUCCUUCGCGGGCGUGGGGUGACCUUAGCGUAGUGACUGGGUAAAACUUGGAUUAAUUUUAUCUAGAUCUCCGAUAAGGAUAAAAAGAUAAAACAUAUAUAUAAAAUGAGAAUGAGAAGAUACUUAUUACUUCAAAGAUAUCAAUAACACACACAACAAAAAAAAAAAUAGAUGCGUAGAAAUAAAAGGAAACUCCAUGCAGACGUACCUAGACGUGUGGUUUAAAAAACAGAACUAAACAAAAGAAAAACACUGAGGUGCAAAUGACAUUGCUAUCCGUUUUAAAGUGAGUCAGAGAACCAUUUCCGCCAGCUGAUGGCAUGGAAUAGCUUAAACGAAGAGAAAUAUAAUUUUGAAAAACAAAAAACAAAAAAACAAACGAGUGUGAACCUCCGUCGGCCUUAAAAAAAAAGGUUUAGAAACUAAAGUGUUAGAAUAAAGAAAGAAACGGAAGAGACAAUACUAACGCGAGAGCUCAAGGGAAAGUUAGCUUGGACUCACAAGAAGGUCAAGGACUCUGCUUUUCUUCCCAGAACACUCGAGGAGACAGACACCUGGACCAUGGAAAUCUCUACCUUCGUCCGUCUUUCGGAGCUCCUGCAGCUGCUGCUCAUCAUCUCACAAGGGCCGCCCGCGUGGAGCAAAUUCAUGGGCGCCAGCUACUACGUGAACGGCGUUGGAGCGGCGCCCCCCGAGCCCUCCAGGGGGCCUGACGGGGAGCGACGGCCCCUUCCCUGGGAGCCUAACGCCCCUCGCCCCGAGUUCGACCUCACGCUGCCCCAGAACGUUACGGCGCUCAAGGAUGAUAACGUGUACCUUCACUGCAACGUUUACAACAGAGGAAACAGAACGGUGUCCUGGAUCCGCGACGCCGACCUGCACAUCCUGACGGUGGCGCAGUACACCUACACCGCCGACGACAGGUUCGAGGUCAUCCACUCCCCGGACUCCAACUCCAACUCCUGGGUUCUGAAGAUCAAGUCAGUUCAGCCGAGGGACUCAGGUCGCUACGAGUGCCAGGUCAACACGCACCCGACUGACCCCAUCACGUUCCCCGUCUACCUGUCCGUCUUCGUACCUACAGCCCGUAUCUUGGGGUCACCGGAACGAUAUGUUGACAGAGGCUCGACCAUCAACCUCACCUGCAUCAUAAAUCACAACCCAGUGUCUCCCACAGAGAUCUUCUGGUACCAUAACAACAAGGUGAUCAACUACGACAACCGCGACAGCCGGGUGAGCGUGAUCACGGACCGCGGCGCCGUCACCAAGACCAUCCUGCUGAUCCACGACGCGCACGACGGCGCCACAGGGACCUACUCGUGCGUGCCCUCUCCCUCCGCCACCGCCUCCGUCAGGAUACACAUCCUCAACGCAGGAGAAACGCCUGCAGCGAUACAGCGGAACAGCGCCAGCUCCAUCUCCCGCUCCUACAGCCUCCUGCAGCAUCUCCAGCGUUAUCUCAUCUCCAUCACUGUCUCCCUCGCAAUGACCUAUUUUCUUACAUCAUCGUCAUUAGCUGUUUAAGAAAGAGAUUUUAGUUGGUGCCAGUGAUGAUAAUGCUACUAAUAAUAAUGAUGAUGAUAAUUUCAUGAUAGUUAUUUUCCUUUCUAAUUUAUUAGAAU